AUGUCGGUUCCCAUGAAGACGCUUGCCUCGUCCCAGACCUCCUUGGUCUCUGUGAGAAGGGAAGGCGUGGCCCUUGACGCGAACGAAGAAGUGCGGCAGGAUGAACCCAAAGGCUUUGCCUGCUCUGAACAUAAACAUGUACGGCACGACUUCUUCCCACCAACACAAUAUCCACAUGAAAAAAUCGCCAUCGACAAAGCUUCUUUCCCAAUCAAGGGCUUUGCUGGCUUGAUUGGAGCCGCCCUCGCUGUCAUCUGUAGCUGGGCACUGUUGGUCGCCAGCAACAACACGCAGCAAUGGCAGGAACGUUUUCCCACUGUGGCCAAGGUCUUACAGCCGUCCUCUAUACUGUCGGCCAUCAUUUCGGCGAACGGCAUACUUCUGCACCUGGCUUUCACCGAGGGCAUGACAAUCGCGUGGUGGCUGCGAGCGACCAAGACAGGUGCAACCCCCAGUGAACUGCAUGAGGCGUGGGUUACGAGUACGAGUGCGUUGGGCGCUGUUCAGUCUGGAAGACGCUUCAACUACAUGGCGCUGGCGACAAUUGUCGUGGCCAUCAUCCCCAUCAAUGGCCUUGUGCUGCAGGGCGCGCUCUCCGUCCGGCCAGUUUUUCUGAACACGGCCUCUGUCAACGUUAGCGUCCCUUUCGUCAACGACUUUGAUCCUUCUUUCUCUGGUUCGUUGACAGCGACCGGCGCCCUGGACGUCAUCAGCACCACCUUCAGUGGGGAAGUUUACAACUACUUCGCAGGCGACAAUAAAGGCUAUAUCGUGUUAUAUUCCAAUGGUACUACUGACGAGAACGUCGACUACGACGCCGAUGCAUCUCCGACAAACUGCAAAGAAACAUGCAUCUUUGACGCCCCGGGCGUUGGCCUGUACCUGAGCUGCGACGAAAUCGAAGAUCAUCCCUUCAACUUCACCGUCGAUACCUCGCAGCCUGGUUGGGAAGAACUGCCUAUCGUCAAACAGGGUCUCCCCAUCUACAGCACCGCCUUCGGCUGGUCCGCUUCGAACCCCAACACCAUCCAAUUCAACCUGACCUCCAAAGACACGUAUGGCUGUAGUGGCCAGUAUUACCAACUUGCGUGUAGCCUCGAUGCACGCCAUACCACCUACAACACAACACUGCACCUCAACAACUCCGGCCUCAGUGGCGCCACUACGCUUUCCCUGGAUCCAGAUUCUGACUACAGUGACGACUUGUACGGCACCCCCAUUGCCGCGAACGAUGAGCUCUCCAGCCGUAAAACCAAAUUCGGUUUCCUCGCAAAAGCCUUCAAUGACUAUUUCGGUUCCAGCAUUGUCGUGCAAUACUCUAACGCGAGCGGCGAGCCCGAGUACGUGCUUGGACAGAACGGCACUUACGCGAAUGCGCCGUGGAUCAUAUACGGCCAGGAUGGCCGCGAGACCAGCGGCGACACCGUCAACCUCACUGCUCACGGCGCGCAGGGCUGCGAGGUGUGGAUCGAUUGGGAGCGCGACCCGUUAUCCAACGACCGGGAUGUCAUCAUGGCCGAGAUCCGCCGCUUCAUGUUCCGCCUGUCCUACGAGUACUCCAACUCGGCGUCGUUGACGACGUACCCACCGCUACUGGCCCGCGCGUUCGUGACUCAGAAUCUGUACCAGGUGUCGUGGUGGCACUGGGUCGCUUCGCUCGCCGUCACUCUGGUCAUCGUCGCUUGCGUCUCCCUCACCUUCUGGGGCUUCUGGGCCCUGACCCGCCUGCCGACCAUGAGCCCGCUGGAGACCGCCCAGGCGUUUCAGGCUGCCGCUGGUUCGUCGCCUGAUCUCGCGUGGGACCAGGCAACUAUGAGUCCCCCACCGGGUACGCAUUUAGCGGCAGACGGGCGCUCUAUGCUUUCCAGUAGCGGCAUGAGCAGGCCUAUGUCCUGA
Exophiala spinifera is the source of this 1896-nucleotide messenger RNA. RefSeq lists its product as uncharacterized. The transcript has a single exon. Bases 1 to 1896 code for a protein of 631 amino acids. NCBI's taxonomy places the organism in Eukaryota, Fungi, Ascomycota, Eurotiomycetes, Chaetothyriales, Herpotrichiellaceae. The record is from RefSeq and is a predicted model, not a curated record.